Messenger RNA from Sinocyclocheilus rhinocerous, 29452 nucleotides. Its product is annotated as nesprin-1-like. Gene Ontology annotation, molecular function: protein binding. Gene Ontology annotation, cellular component: membrane. The record is from RefSeq and is a predicted model, not a curated record. Lineage: Eukaryota; Metazoa; Chordata; Actinopteri; Cypriniformes; Cyprinidae.
GAUGUUGAGACCGGUGCUGCACACAUGCACACAUUCUCACUUUCUUCUAUUACGUUGGAGGGACAUAGACAGAUUUUCAUUCUGAUUACUUCACAUCGUAUGGCGAGAUAGGGAACCUAAAGAAGAGGUACAUGAAGGUCUUCCUCUGUAUUGACAAGCAACAUCAAAAGCUCCACAAAAGGAAGGUCAAGAGUAGUUGACCUUUGACCAUCACAGGUGGAUGUGCACUUCAUGAGCUUAGGAUCACAAAGGCAUUCUGGGAAUGGAUGUCAAGGGCAAGGUGCCAAGACGAUGGGAGGAUAUAGCUGCCAAAAAGAAGUCUGGCACAUCCCUCAACUUAGUGCAAGGGGUUUCUCGACACCUGCGUGACGAGCAGGAAGCUGUGCAGAAGCGAACAUUCACAAAAUGGAUCAACUCUCAUCUAGCAAAGCGUAAUCCUCCUUUAAUGGUCUCUGAUCUCUUUGAAGAUGUGAAAGAUGGAGUGAUGUUGUUAGCUCUUCUUGAAGUCCUGUCUGGUCACAAACUGCCAUGCGAACAGGGCCGCAAGCUGAGGAGGAUCCACUGGGUUGCUAACGUGGGAAGAGCACUGAAGUUUCUGGAGGGCAGGAGGUCGGCCUACAGAGGAUCUCCGAUUAAAUUAGUUAACAUCAACACAACAGAUGUGAUAGACGGCAGACCCUCGAUUGUGCUUGGGUUGAUUUGGACCAUCAUCUUAUAUUUCCAGAUAGAGGAGCUCACCAGCCAUCUACCAGCCCUACAACCUCAAUCUAGCAGCAAUUCAUCAGUGGAAAGCUCCAACAGCACUGAGACCAGCAGCCCACCUGUCAAACGCAAGCCCCGCCUUUCUUUUCAGGGCGGGGCCAAGAGAGCCCUUCUCAAAUGGGUGCAGACCACAGCAACAAAGAGAUUGGGUCUGGAUGUGAAGGACUUUGGUCCCAGCUGGCGCACAGGGGUGGCUUUUCAUGCUGUCAUCUUUGCUUUGCGACCCCAUCUGGUUAACAUGGAACGUGUUUGGAGGAGACCCAACAGGGAUAACCUAGAAGAGGCCUUCUCUUUGGCUGAGAGAGAACUGGGCAUCCCACGAUUACUUGAUCCUGAAGAUGUGGAUGUGGACAAGCCAGAUGAGAAGUCCAUCAUGACAUAUGUGGCACAGUUUCUGAAGCAUCAACCAGAUCGCCAAGAGACAGAGAUAGGGCGGCAACAAGAGGAGUUUUAUCUUGCUCCUCGAGCCAUUGAAGAAAUGUUAGAGAGGGAGCAGCGUAAGACACUGAGGGAGCUGAAAGCAUGGGCAGAUCAGUUGGAGAGAGACUGUGCUCAAGCCCAGAGGGAUGGAGGAAGUCUCGCUGUGCAGUACCAGACAUUCAAGCGUUAUCGUGUACAGUUUGAGGUGCAGAGAAGACAAUUGGAAACAUGCAUUCAGUCCACUCAGAAGGACGACAAGCUGACUGCAGAUCAGGCUCUGGUCAAACAGGCCUGGGAGAGACUGUCUGCAUGGUUUUUGGAUUGGCAUCUACAGCUGGAUAGUGGUUUGCCUCAUCCUUUGGGUGAAGUUGGAGUGUGGUUACAUCAAGCAGAGAAGAUCCUACAAGAGGAACUGGUCCCUCAGCAAGCCCAUGACGAGACCGCCAAAGCCAUUCACAAAAAGCGACUACACGACCAGGAGAUCUUAAGGCUUCUUGAAAGACACAAGCAGACCUUGCAGUUAAUACACAGAGACAGAUGUGUUAAUAAUGUCCCCAUUCCCAUGGAACAACUGCAAGACAUGGCAGAGAGAUUAAACUACAUAUCUACCUCCUCCCAUGUUCACUUGAGCAAACUGGAAUUCUGGGAGACAAAAUACUCUAUGCUGGCAUUUUUGACACUAGCUGAGUCCAAGCUCAAAUCCUGGAUAAUUAAAUAUGGCCAACUGGAAUCAAUGGAGCUUUUGCUACAAAGCUAUGGUUCUUUUGUGGAGGGGCAGCAGUUCUUUGAGAAGUAUGAAUCCAGCCACCAGGCUCUUAUAAACGCUGCUGAGCUCUACAUUAAAGCAGACAGCUCAGUUGAGGGAGGGGUAAAGCUCUUCCUGCGAGAGGUGUCUGAUCAGUGGAGGAGUCUGUCGGUGGAGGUGCGAAGCGUAAGGUCUAUGCUGGAGGAGGUGCAGUGUAACUGGCUGAGGUACAACAGUUGCGUGGCCUCAUUGCAAGCCUGGCUGGAGGACGCUCAGGGGGCUCUUAAACAACCUGAGAACACCAAACGGGAGUUUUUUCGUAAUCUUCCACACUGGAUGGACCAGCACGCUGCUAUGAAUGAUGCAGGGAACUUUCUGAUUGAGACCUGUGAUGAAACAGUGACACGUGACAUAAAGCAUCAGCUCCUGCUUCUCAAUGGAAGAUGGAGGGAGCUAUUUCUGAAGGUCAAACAGUAUGCUUGUCUUCCUGAGACUCAUAAUGUGAGGAUGCACCAGGAUGUCAGCUUAGACAUACAAGAGUUUCUGGACACUUCCAUUACCAAACUUUCCUCGCCGCUUCAAGUGUCAUUGUUGGAUGUCAAAGCCUUUAUGCAGGAUGCUGAGGACAUCAAGCACAGGCUGCCUGGUGUGGAAGCACAAUAUAAGGCAGCUGCUCGCUCUGCACAGCUUCUGGCCAAAGACUCUGUUCAUGGUAGCGGAACUAAAGCACUUUCUUCUAUAACAACCGCAGAAGCACAGCUCCAUCAGCUGAAAGAAAAGUGUCCUUUAAUUCUGAGGGAGUGCCAGGCUCUAUUUCCUCUGUUAGAGGAGUUAGAGAAACAAAUCUCAGCUUUCUACCAGACAGCGGAGCAUGCUGGACACAUCAUCACACAGCAACACAACCAGGAAAUGUGCCAGGAGCUACAAACUCAGCAGCAGACCUGUAAGCGUUGUGUUUGCGCUAUGGAGCGCAGUUACCUGUCCCUACAGAGGGCACUGUGCUGUGCGAAAUCUCUGCACAAUUUUGACAUGUCGUUCCUGCAGAACAGAGUAACCGAGAUUCAGACAACUGCACAGGCUCUAAUGCAGGAGGCUUUAGAAUGGAGGCAGGUGGCAGAGACUAAUGGCAACCUCAUGCGGAGAUAUGAAGAGUCUCGUGCUGACCUGGAGAAAGCGCUGCGUGUGGGCCAGGCCUGUUUAAAGGAAAGGGGAGAACCAGAUGAGCUGUUCCUCAAACAUAAUGAGUUCUUUGGGCGACUGGACCAGCACAUUUUAAGUGCUUAUUUAAAGGCGUGUGAUGACCUCACUGAUAUCAUCUCUGAGGAAGACCAACAGAGUCUGCAGGAGACAGUCAGACGACUGCACAAGCAAUGGAAGGACAUUCAAGCCGAGGCCCCAUCCCAUCUGCUCAGACUCCGGGUGGAAACAGAGAGGCGUUUGGUGAUGGCCAUGCUACAGGAGUGUCGGGUAGAGCUGAAAAGGGAGGACAAGGCCCUGCUCACAGCCGGCAGUGAAAGAAUGAUCAAAGAGCACAGGGCCUUUUUCAGACAGAAAACCCCUCUUUCUGCUUGUGAGAAGCGACUAAAGACAAUGGAGCAUAUCUGUCAGGAUCUUCCAGAGAAUGACAUGGGCCAUCAAAUGCUGGAGGAGACCAGAGAUCAUCUUUCGGAGGUCAGGGGUUUAGUAGAACGAACACACUUGAGACUACAACAGCACCCGGAUAAAUGGAGAGAGUGGCAUGCCAGGUUCAGUGAGCUAUCUGGAUGGCUUCUUUCCCAGCAGACGUCUCAGAGUGAUGCUGAAAUCUCCUCUGUCCAGAUGCAGCGUUGGGCGGUAAAGGCUCAGGGCGAGACUCUGGACUGGCUCAAAGCUCGUCUCGCUGUCCUGGAGGACAUAAGUCCUGAGAGUGAGGUUCACACACAGAGAGCUGCUCUUGAUAAACUCUCACAACAGUUUUCUGCACUGCUGCUGUCUCUGUCUGAGGAUGUUCCUGUUGCAGUGGCCAAUGAAGGGACCAUAAAGGCUGGAGAGGAGGUGAAGGAGGAGGUAAAUGAUGAGGAGGUGAUCCAGACACAGGAACACAGAAGAAUACUGAACGCAGAGAAUGUAACAGAGGCCAAACAGCUGCUCCUCAUUCACCAGCAAAAUAUGAAAACCCAGCAAAAAAAAGAGCCAGAUCUCCGUGCUCCAGUUUCAGUGAGCUAUCUGGAUGGCUUCUUUCCCAGCAGACGUCUCAGAAUGCAGCGUUGGGCGGUAAAGGCUCAGGGCGAGACUCUGGACUGGCUCAAAGCUCGUCUCGCUGUCCUGGAGGACAUAAGUCCUGAGAGUGAGGUUCACACACAGAGAGCUGCUCUUGAUAAACUCUCACAACAGUUUUCUGCACUGCUGCUGUCUCUGUCUGAGGAUGUUCCUGUUGCAGUGGCCAAUGAAGGGACCAUAAAGGCUGGAGAGGAGGUGAAGGAGGAGGUAAAUGAUGAGGAGGUGAUCCAGACACAGGAACACAGAAGAAUACUGAACGCAGAGAAUGUAACAGAGGCCAAACAGCUGCUCCUCAUUCACCAGCAAAAUAUGAAAACCCAGCAAAAAAAAGAGCCAGAUCUCCGUUCUCAAGGUAAUUUCUGUAAAGACGACUGGGCAGCUCAGGAGAAACACCUGCAGGUCACUGUGAGUGCAUGGCAGGAGUUUGAGGUGGAGAGAGAGGCCAUCUGGCAGUUUGUGUGUCUUGUCAGUCCUGUCCUGCAGAGGGAGCUCAUCUUCAGCAGCCUGGACAACCUCAAGAUUGAAAUGAAAAAUGUUAAAGAGCUUCAUGAGCAGGGUAACAUGUUUGCUGUAAGAGCUGAGUCCCUGGUGAAGAAGGCAGCAGAUAUUAAACUUGGUUCUCAGAAUCAGUCUUUACUACAGGAUCAGGCCCAGUCCAUAAAAGAGAGGCUGCAGGAGAUACAGGCCAGCCUUAGGAAAAUCUUGUCAGAUCGGGAGAUGAUGCACAGAUGGUGGCAAGGUUUCAGCCGUGAGUCUGAGGCUUUCUUCUCUUGGGUCUGUGAUAGUAAGAAGGAGCUUGAAGCUUUCACCAGAACCUCUGCCGACCUGGAUGAGCAGAUACACACUUUGGAGAUGCUGAAGGAGGGCUUAGAGGAGAAGAUGGACAUCUUUAGCCGAUUGGAGGCAGAGUUUCAUACCUUAAUUCAUUUCGUCACACCGAAUGAGGCAGGGCGAAUUAAAGCACGUCUGAUGCAGAUUGGAAGAUACCGGGAGGAGUUUAAGAACAGUGUGGAGCAAAGAGAAGCAGAGCUUCACUCUAGCUUGAAAAAUACAAAACAUUUUAUCCAAGAUCUCAAUGAGGUGGAAGGUUUCCUGAAUGGACUACAGGAAAAACUGAACGUACCAGUUACCUCAUGUACAUCAGCAUCAAUGACAUAUAAAACUCUCCAUGAACAUAUGGAUGUAGUGCAGCGUCUACAGCAGCUGGGGCCCAGGCUGAUGUCUCUGAGUCUUGGCUGGAGGAGGCUGUCUGAUGGCGGACGGUUGGAGAAAGAUGUGGCUGACCUUCAGCAAGCUCACAAAUUACAUACCCAGCAAGCCACUGAAAAACAAUCCAAACUGGAAAACCUGUUGACUCUGUGGCAAAGAUAUGAGAGAGAUCUCACACUUUUGCAGUCCUGGUUGAACAGGUCCGAAUCUCUAUGCAGUUCAGAUUCUCCAUACCUGACCACAGACAAUGUGAAGCUACACAGCCAGCUUCAGAUGCUGCAGGACAUGCAGUCAGAAGUUCCCUCUCAGGAGGCUUUGUUGGAAAGUUUGGAGACCCGUGCAGAGUCUCUGUACUCUUUGACCUCAGAGGAAAGGACCUCAGAGCUUAGAGAUCUUCACUGUAACCUGGAGGAGAGGUGGUGUUCUCUCAGUACCAAUAUACCACUCAGGAUUCAAGAACUUCAGUCCCAUCUUUCUAAGUUGGAGCAGUUCAGUCAGAUCUCGCUUGCUCUGACUCAGUGGAGUGAGAACUUCCUCAGGCACAUCCAAAGCACUUGCAAAGUCAGCAUCACUGAUCUACAGUCUGCUGAUUCCAAAACCAAGGAGGACAAGGUGUCCCUUCAGACCCAGGGAAGGUCACUGGAAGCCUUACAGCCACAUCUAGAUGCCCUCAGCCCAUCUUUAGCCCCAAAAGACCUGCAGCAUCUCCAGACCAGGAAGGAAGACUGCCUUCAACUCUUCAGUGAAGCUCAGAGUUUAGUAGAGCAUCGGGAUGAAGCUCUACUCAAACUAAAAGACUUCUGUGAGACCUACAAUAAAGCCAGAAUCUCUCUACAGACAUUCCAAGAUGCUGUUGACGCAAGAGGGAGCUGGGAUGACUCCAAAGUCAGGGACAUAAAUCAGGAACUUGGGGACCUCGCCAAGGAGUUAGCUUGUCUGGAGGUGCAGGCCAUUAGCCUGGAUAUCAUCCUGAACAAAGCACAUUUUCAUUUACAGGGGGCAGAGGAGGAAAGAACAUCCUGCAGAAGGCUGGUGGAUGAUGUUGCGUUGAGCGUGCAGGUGCUUCAGAGAAGCAUUGGGACAAAGCAGAGUGAGGCAGAGGCACUAGCAACCAUGUGGAGUUCCUUUAGGGGACGGAAGGAGCUGCUGCUUGGGAGUCUGGCAAAGCUGGAGGACAGAGCCAAUAUACCAUGGCCUACGGAAGCCAGCACACAUGCCUUUCAACAGAGGUUGUGGUUGCUGAAGCAGUUAGAAGAGGAGCUCCAAGCCCUGCAGCACAGUCAGCUGUGGUUGGGAGAAAGAGGAGAACAACUGGCCCACAGAGACUCUGAGCUGGCAGGGGAAGCCCAGCGGGACGUAGCCUUGGUUCAGUACACCUGGGAGAGGAUUAGGGCAAUUAUUGUGGAGGACCAUGACCUUUGUGCAAACCUGCUGGAGCUCUGUAGGGAAUAUCAGACCCUGAGAACCAGGAUCAGCUCGGUCGUAGAGAGAGCUCAUGCCAUCACAGUGGCCCACUCAGACCCACACAACCCAGAGGAUAUCCGCAGAGCUCUGUCUCGGCUGGAAGCGGUGAGGCCAGAGUUGGCGGCCACUACGGAGGACCUGAAUAAGCUCAUUGGUUCAGGCAAACACCUGACUGGCGUAUUGAAGAAGCUUCCAGAGGAAAGCGUUCAGAGUGAAAAUGUCACAACGGAGAUAGAUGCCAUUGUUGAUCAGUGGCUGGAUAUCUCUGAGAGGAUGGAUGCAGACAUCAGUCUUUACACUCGCUCUCUUGGGCUGUGGAAUGACAUUAAUAAAAUGGCCAAUGACAUUGAGUGUUGGAGUGCCAUCUCUGUCAGUGAGCUCAGUGAGGGAGCUGCCAGUCUUCUCUCUGCUCAUGACAUGGAAGAACACCUCUCUGAGUUCAAGCUGGAGUUAGAUAAUAAGGAAGAUGAACUGAAGACCUUGCAGGCAAAGAUGACACAGCUACAGGAACUGAUGAAAACCCAGCACGUACACACUGAACUGCAGGUGAUGGCUGCAGAUCUGAGGAAGCAGAUUUCCCAUGCUGCAGAGGUGUAUGAACAGACCAAAGUCAUGUAUAAAGACUUCAACUCCCAGAGGCAGCAGCUUCAAGACCUAAUUUCCCAGAUUUCAGAGCAACUGAAGACCUCAGAGGACUCGCUAUCAGAGUUUUCCUCAUCCUCUGACCCAGAGAAUUUAGUUAAGAUCAAGGAGGUUGAGAGGUCACAGAAGCAGUUAGAGGUGAGUCUGGAUGUAGCAAGUGAGUCUCUCAGAGCCCUGUGUAGAACGCAUCCAACUCAGCACCUGACCCUGUUGGGUGACGCUGUCUCCCACCUGGUCAAGAGGAAUGAGGAAGUGACACAACGCCGCAGCCAGAUCUUGGGGUCUCUUCAGGAUGCUCUUCUGCAGCGCUUCAAUGAGAAAGCACAUGCUUUUCACUGUUGGCUGUCUGAGUUGAGGGCUGGGAUUGAGGACUGCUUUGAGCAAACAGGAGAUGCUGUUGCUAUUUCAGCCAAGCAACAAAAGCUCAAGACUGCAGUAGAGGAAGUCAUGGAGGGUGAGGAGCGCUUGGCCCGUGUUUGUGAGGAUGGAGAGAGACUCCUCUUGCACCUCAGCAAAUGUGGGACUGGAAGCAUACAGGAGCAACUGGACUCUUGUCAAUAUGCCUUGGAUUCAUUUAUUAUGGAAUGCCGACAGCGCAUACGGGCCCUGGAAGAAAGUGCCAACCUAUUAAAUGGGUAUGAAACGCGUGUGGUGGAGCUGAGCGACUGGCUGCAACAGCUGGAGGUGAGGCUGAAGACAGAUGCUCCACUGUGGGGUGAGAGUCAGUCUGCAGCCCCCGACUGCUCAGAAGAGCUGAGAAGAGUGGAGGAAAUCCACAGAGAGCUGCUGAUGAGGAGGGCAUCUCUUGAGCGUCUGUGUCAGUCCUCUCUCACCAUAACAGAGAGAGGAUCUAGAUCAGAGAAUGGUGUGGCAGCAGAGUUGCUCUCAAACCACGAAGUUUUGCUGCAGGAGGCCAGGAGUCGACUCCGCAGCCUGCAGGAGUACCAGGCAUUUGAAGAAGCACUAAAGGCGCUGGAAACCUGGCUGAAGGAUGUUGAGAGGAAGUUAGAGAAACUGGAGAACACGGAGGGGAAUAAAAAGGAGGUGGAAGAGAAACUUGAGCGAGCACAGGAUAUCCUGCUUAUGAAGGGAGAGGGCGAGGUAAAGCUCAACAUGGCGGCUGGGAAGUCAGAGCUGGUCAUCAAGAGCAGUGGAGAAGUGGAACGAGGAGUGAUUUGCUCUAAGCUUCAGGAAGUUGAAGACGCAUGGGCGGCACUGCUUUUGAGAGCUAUGAGCUGCCACAGCCGAUUGGAAUGGACCGUUAAUCAGUGGGAUUUGUUCGUGGAGUCUCGUGCACAGCUGCAGAGGUGGCUGGAGGGAGUAGGGCUGGAGGUUAAAGGUCCUCUUGAGCCCCAGCUUGGACUCAGGGAGAAACGAAAGCAGUUGGAGAGACUGCGCUUGCUGUCAUCAGAUGUGGAGGACCACCAGGGAGCUCUGUGCUAUCUGGAGGAGAGUGCGGCUGAACUUUACAAACGCACCGGUGACCCUGUCUUUAAGGAGGAAGAAAUGGUUCUCCUCAGGGCACAGUUUGAGGAUGUCAAAGCUGCAGCAGAGGAGAGAGUCAGGUUGUCAGAGGACGUUGUUCUCGAACAUAAGACGUACAUGGAAACAAUCAGGGAGCUCACUGAUUGGCUGAUGGUGGUAGGGGAGGAGCUUCAGCAAUGCUCUGAACCAUCCGGUGACUCUCCAACCUUAAGUCGGAAGUUGACUGAAGUUCGGGAGCUGCUGGAGCGCGGCGCGUACGAGGGGCGCGAGCGGCUGCGGCGCGUGCGGCUGAGCGCGGAGAGAUCCGGAAGGCACACGGCGGCGGCGGGCUGCGAACUGAUGGAUGGAGAAGUGGCGGCGCUGGCGCGAGCGCUGCACCAGUGGGAGGGAGCUUCGCUACGCGCUCGCGACGCCCUCGAGACCGCCGUGGCCGCGGCGACAGGGGCUGAGCGGGAGCAGACACGGCUGACAGCGCAGUUGGAGGGAGAAAUGGAGAAGCUGGAGGGCCAGCUGAAGGAGUGGAGCGAGGGACUGAGCAGCGCCGAGCGGAGGAAUAGCGGAGCUGCGGCGGUGGAGGGAUGGACGGUCGCCAAGGGUGUUCUGGAGGGGCUUCAGACAGCUGAAGUUAUGGAGGAGAAGCUGAAGGCGCAGCUCAAUGAGCUGUGUGGGUUUUCCAGUGAUCUGGGUCCGCAGUCGGACAGAGUCAGCGCUCUCAUCAAGCUACACAACAGCCUAAGCCUACGAGCCUCCCGGGAAUGUCAGAAUAAGGAGAAGCUGCUGGAACAACGCUUCCGUUCUUCUCUGCAUGACUUCCGGCAGUGGAUGGUCAAUGCCAACAUCUCUACUGCCAAAUGCUUUGACUCCCCUCAUAGCAUCCAGGAUGCCUCCAUCGCUCUCCAGCAGAUCCAGGAGUUCAAAAGUGACAAGGAGCAGGGCCAGACCAGACUGAACGCUGUCCUGACCUAUGGAGAGCAGCUUAGUAGCGUGGUGCCUGCCGACAGAGUGGAGGCGACCAGGACCAAAGCAAAUGCAGCCAAAGAUGACUGGAAGAGCCUGAUGGACAGCUUACAGAGAAGAGAGACGGCCUUACAGGUCUUGCAGUCUCAGAUGCAGGACUUUGAGGCAAGUGUGGAACCCCUUCAAGACUGGCUGAACAGGACUGAGAUCAGUGUGCAGGAGAGCAGCGCUCGCCUCCAUGACCUGCCUGCCAAAAGACUAGAGCACUCCAAACUUCAGACGCUGCUGGAGGAGGUGCGCUCCAGAGAGUCUGAACUGGCAGAGCUGAGAGGGCAAGCACAUGGCCUCUGGGAGGGUCAGGGUGCGGGGAAGAGCUUUGUGCAUCGGGUCUGCCAGCUAGCUGCAUGCUACUUGGCCUUGAGCAACCUGAUUAAGGAGAAAGUGUCAAGGGUAGAACGAGUUGUGGGGGAGCAUCAGCUUUUUUCACAGGGCCUUCAGGAACUUCAGAACUGGGUUUCAGAGUCCCAACAGGCCCUCAAGACCUGCAGAUGCCCCACAUCUGACAAGAGUGUGCUUAUCACCAGAAUGGGCCAGCUCGAGACUUUACUGGCCGCUUGUCAGGGGAGAGAAAUCCAACUGAAGAUGCUCAUCACCAGAGGGGAGUCUGUCCAGAGGAACACCUCGGCUGAGGGUGUACCAGUGGUUCGCAAGCAGAUCCAGGACCUCAAAGACUCCUGGGAAUCACUCUUGUCAACAUCCAUACAGUGCAAAAGCCAGCUGGAAGGUGCCUUGUCACACUGGACCAGUUACCAGGAAGAUGUCAGUCAGUUUGAGUGCUGGAUGGAGCGAGUAGAAGAGAGCCUCGGAAACUCCGACAAACACUACGCAGAAAUGAGGGACAAGACAGCCAAUCUAGGCCGUGCCAAACUCCUCUAUGAGGAAGUUCUUAGCCACUCUAGCCCUUUAGAGACCAUUGCGACCAAGGGUUCCAACAUGACUGAACAUACAGCCACCCAACAGGAGAUCCAGAAACUCAGUGAGAGAUAUACAGCCAUUAAAGAUAAAGCCAAGGCUGCUGUCAGUAAGGCAGAAGAAUUGGUUCUGCUCCAUCAAGAGUACCAGCGUGGGCUGCACAUGUUUGAAGACUGGCUGGAGCAAGAGCAGAACAGUUUGGCCCUCCUCUCACCCCUGGAUGAAGAUGUAAAUGCUCUGGAGAACACGUUAAAAGAACUGCAGAUGCUCCAGUCUCAUUGCCCUAAGGGACAUAACUUGCUCAGCUCAGUUCUUGCCAGUCGAGAAAGAGUCAUUCCUUGGGGUGCCCCUCAAAUUGAGGAUCGGGCUCUGGAAACAGCACAGACGGAAUGGCAGGGGUACCAAGACCGACUCGGCGAGACCAAAGUCCAGGUAGAGCAGGACCUCGCAAGGGUUCAGCAACUAGAAUGUUUAUUCCAAAGCUUAGACCAGUGGCUGGUUGGCAUAGAGCUCAAAGUUAAGGUGAGAAGCCACCGUCGCUCUGAUGUCACUGCAAAGGAGGCCCAGCUUCGACACCUUAAGAGGUGGCAGAUUGAGGCUGCUCAACGUCAGGCCGAGGUGGAAGGCCUUAGUACUCUUGCACAGCAAGUCGUCGAGGAUGCUCAUGUCAGUGGUCGGAUCAGUACCAGGGUUACCCAGCUCACUGCCCGCUACCAUGCCUUGCUUCUACAGAUACAGGAUACACUCAAACAGCUCCAGGAAGAGAUGCAGAACAUCACAGAGGCUCAAAAUGCUCUCAGGACCUUUUCUGAUUGGUUGAGCACUGCGAGGAAGAAUUUCAAAAUCGUUACCGAAAGGACAGAGGCUCUCGAUCGCAUUACAAUGGAAAAGAAGAUGAAGAGGCUAGAGUCUCUACAGGGGGACAUGGAUCAAGGUCACAGCCUGCUUAAAACACUUCGAGAGAGUGCAGAGCAGGCCGUUUCCUUUUUGGAUGACCCUGGAGCAUCCAAGCUAGAAAGGGAAGUGCAAACAGGCCGAUCACAGCUCAAAGAGCUUAUUCUGGGGCUACGGGAAGAGCAUGCAACCCUGGAAAGAAGCAUUGUGCUCUAUAAAGAUUUCCAAGAGCGCUACAAAAGCCAAAUGCAGUGGCUUAGGGAGACUCGAGCCCUUCUCUGUUCCACUGUUGAACCCAAAGCAGAACUUUACCAGAGAAAAGCCCAGCUGAACAAGUACAAGGCUGUAGAGCAGACGUUGCUAUCUCGUGAUUCUGCUGUGAGCUUUGUGCUAGAGAAAGGAGAAACUCUGCUGACCCUCCUCCACUCCCCUUCCAUCACAGACAACAUGACCAGACUACAGGCGGACUACCAGGAGCUAUGUGGCUCAGCAAGGACCCACGUUCACAGAUUGGAAGCUCAGGUGAAGAAACAGGAAGCAUACCACAAAGAUCUACAGGAAAUUGAGCGUUGGCCAUCCGGUAAAUCCCGCCACCUGGCAGUCUGGUCAAUGAGUUCCUCAGUCUGCAUGUGCUCUGCCAACUCCUGCCGUCUGCCAAAAUAUGUCAGGGUCAUGCUGUUCCUGUUUUAUACAGUGUAUCAGAGUCUGGAUCGGGAACUGCAGAAGCAUGUAAGUCUGCGGGAUACGUUGCAACAGUGUCAGACAUGGCUUUCAAAUGUACAGGAGGAGAUACAGCUUCCUGCACAUGCACCACACUGCCUACAGGAGGCGAUAGCACAGAUGAAGCAGGAACGAACUCUGCAGGAACAGGCUAGUACCUAUUUGCAGCUGGUGUGCUCCACCUGUGAUCUUUCUGAUGAUAAAGUACGAGAGACAGCUGCUGAGAUACAGCAGGUCAAACUUCAGAUCGAGGAGAGAAUGCUGGAAUCUCAAGAACUAGCAGAUAACUGGAGAGAGAUCAAAGACUUGCGUUCCAACCUUGAGUGUCGUCUUCUUGAGGCUGAACAACUCCUCCAGAGCAUGUUAAGGAGGCCAGCUGAGCUUGAGCCAAAGGUUGCUCAGAACCAGCUGGACCAGGCUCAGGACUUUAUCCAGGAGAUGCGAGCCAGGCAGGUUGAUCUGACCCAGCUGAGAGAGAGCAUCAAUAGGCUAACGGCUGGUCAGGAGUCCCCUGAGCUUAUGGAAGUUGGGCGGCUGCGCUGUGCUUGGCUGGAUCUGGGCAGACAGGCUGCACAGCUGCUGGAACAGAAAGAGGAGGAUCUACAGAGGAGCGGGGACUAUCAUGACUGCAUUUGUAUGGUGGAGGAGUUGUUUGACCAGCUGUCCAAGAAAUGGGGUCAAUUGGCCAGGGGAGAUAUUGAGAGCACAGCUGAGUGUCUGGAUGCCUUAAAGAAGUUAUCCACAGACCUGCAAGACCAGAGAUGUGUGCUCGAUGACCUGAGAAAUAAUAGGCAUGGGAUCCUGCCUCGUCUGAGCUUAGAAGACAGAGACCUGGUUAAGGAGCAGGUGGGUUACCUGGAGCAACGUUGGACCCAGGUGGAAUCGCUUGUCCAGCAGAAAAUACAAGAUUCAGCGCAAACACUGGAAGAGCUCAGUCAAAUCGAGGACCAUUUGCGGGAGGCUCAGGAGUGGGCUGAGUUGCAGCAGCCAUCCCUGUCUGAGGUUCUCAAGACCAGCCCCCCUCCAGAUUUGGCCCAAAGCUUUCUGUUUGAUCACUUGAGCUUUUGUGCAGAAUUGGAGGCCAAACAGAAGCUUCUGGCAGAGGCCUUGACAGAUGCCAAUAGUCUUUCCUCUCGCCUAGGUCUUAAUGAAAGGAGGAAACUGCAGACUUUGGUCCAGGAAACACAGGCAGAAGUAGAAUUGCUUGGAACUAAGGCUGCUCAGUAUCGUAAAAGCCUCAGCAAAGUAUUUACAGAACGAACGCAGUUCCUACAAGCCCUCGACAGAGCAGCUGAAUGGAUCAGGAAGCAAGAGCAGAGGGCUCUUGCAGAUGAUCAUGUCGCGCUCCUACCAAAUGUACUGCACAAGCAGGUGUCAACUUGUAAGAAUUUUACCAGCAGCCUAAGAGCAUAUCAGGUGGAGCUCACUUCUCUUUGGGUACAAGGACGAGAAUUAGUGAAGGAUGCCACCGACGAGGAGAAGAAGGAGACCCUUCAGAAGCUGGAGGAGUUGCAAGUUACCUUCGAGGCUUCCUUGCAGAAGAGCACGGAGCAUCUGCAGCAUCUGGAGAAAGCGCUAGUCAUUCGAAAGUACUUUAAAGUGGACCUUGACAGGAUCUGCAAGUGGCUAAAACAAGCAGAGGUAGCUACAUUUCCAAUUAUUGACCUGAGCGGGAAUGAUGAGGAGCUUCAGAACCAGUUAACCGAAUACCAACAGCUUCUUGAUCAUGCUUCAGAGUAUGAAAACCUUUUGCUCAUCGUCCAAAGGGCAGGACAGGAGAUUCUUCCCACCUUAAAUGAGGUCGACCACUGCUACCUAGAUGAGAAACUUAAUGGCCUUCCACAACAAUAUAAUGACAUGCUGUUGUUGAUCAGAGAGAAACGCAACAGGAUCCAGCAAGUGCUUUUGGAGCGCAAGGAGUUUGAGUCCCUCAUCGAUGCCACACGAAAAGAUUUGAAGGAACUUCAGGAGAAGUGUGAUGGUUUAGAGAUGAAGCCAGCCAACCAAAGUGUAGAAGAGGGAGAAAGAUUGCACAGCAGUUAUGAAGAUCUCAUGAAAGCUCUUGCAAAUCUCUUUCAGGGAAUGAAAAAUCUUAGGGUUAAAACUCAGGAUUUCCUUAUCAUGGGUCAGCCAUAUGCUCCUGAAGUCAUUGACCAGCUAGUUCAUCUCCACAGCAGUCUUAACCAGCAGAUCGAGUGUAAGAUGAAAGAAUUAAGGAAAACAUUAAAAAUAUUAAAUGACCAUCGAGCAGUUAUUGAGAAAAUGGACUAUAGCAUUACUAGAUUCAAGAAACAGCUUGGCAAAUUUGAUUCCAAAGGAGAUGAGGCAGAUGCCAUGGAGAGAUUAUCUACUCUACACAACCUAUCAAAAUGUUUUGAAGAGGUUAGUUCCUAUCCAGAGGGUCUCAAAGCACAAAAUGAUGACCUCAACCAGCACUUUGACUUAAAGACCCUUAAGACUCAGGUUAUCUUCAGGGAGGAACAACUUCUUACUUUAAAGCGAAAGAUUAAUGCACACAUAGAAGAAUGUGAGAGAGGUUGUAGGGGAAAUAAGGAUUUUCAAACUGAUAUUAAAGUAUCAAUAGACUGGCUCAAGAGUCUUAGGGAUCGAUUAAGAUAUCCAUUAAUGUUUGAAGAAGCAAAAAUUGAAAUUGUGCAGGAGGAGGUCAGGUCACUGUCAGCACUUCAAAAACAAAUGAAAUCUAGGUUUAGAUUAUUAGAAUAUAUGACUAAUGAAGAAAAACAGAAGUACAUAAACGACCAAAAGCCAUUUCCAAAACUUUUUGAAACCACUUUAAUGGAUAUUCCAAAGCUGAAGCAUGAUCUUCAACAAGCUGUCAACACCAAACAGGUGGCCUUGCAGGCUAUUCUGUCUCUGCUCCAGAGAUACCACCAUUCUUUGCAAUCCGUCCAGCAGUGGUUUGAAGACGCUGGUGCUCUACUUGAGCAUGCUCCACAAGAGGUAGACCUGGAGAAAAUUUCAGACUGCCUCAAGGACUUAAAAAAUAUAACAAGCCAGGAACAAACUGUCAAGUGUACGAUGCAAGAAAUGCAAGGUCUAGUACCUCAAAUGGGUGACUUUUUCAGCCCUACUGUAAUGAUGCAAAUCCAGCAACAUUGUGAGGAUUCUUAUCGCAAGAGAACAGAAGUCUUUGAGCAGCUAAAACAACGUCAAGACAACUUGCAACGAAGCAUAAUUCAGUGGAGAUCCUUUCAAGAUGAAACAGAUGAAGUUAUCAGACAGAUGAAUGAAGCUGAGAAAAGGAUGAUGGAGUUCACAACUGCCAGAGCAAACUCUGAACAAGAAGCUGAAGACAAACUUUGUUUAUACCAGAAUAUUGAGUCACAAGUUCAGGGUCUUGAAGAUGCACUGAAUGGCCUGAAAGAAAAAGCAGCACAGUUUGAUCAGCCUGCCAUAAAAGAUGCUACUUCUCGGUCAGUCUGUUCACUGAGCCAUCAGUGGACUCGGUUGCUCAGCGUUGCUCGAGCUCAGGUGAAAGCCCUCCAGGACUCUGCACGUAACUGGAGAUGCACCAGGGAGAAGCUGGAGAAAAUGCGGGCUGUCUGUGAGGACCUGCACAGUCGUGUUCCUGACAACAUGGUGGAAAAAGCCUCUAGUAUGGCAGCCCUACAGAGCCUUCUGGAGUACCACGAUUCCUUCAGUCGAGAGGUGGAGAGAGAGAGCAGCGCCCUGACCCUCCUCAGACACCAUGUGCUCAACCUGUUCCUCCAUUCUCAUGCCUCUGCAUCCACCACAGACAGUAAACACAACCAUGACAAUCCAUGUCUGCUGGAAAUUCAGAGCAUUCAGGAGAAAUAUGACAAUCUGUUGCAGCAGGUGUGUGCUAGCAGACAGCAGGUGCAGGUGGAGCUGCGGGAGAGAGAUGAAGUGGUGAGGGAGUUGGGCCUGCUGAAAGGCUGGAUUCAGGACACCCAGGGGCUGCUGCUGAGCCCCACAGCAGACCUGGAUAACCUGCUUACUGACCUGGAGACGGCUCAUGGAGGCAUGCAGUCUCACCGCCACAACCUUGAGCAGAUUGCAGAUCGUCAGCAGAUGAAAUACCAGGACCUCAAUGCCACCCUUCCUUCAGAGAUCAGCACCCAGCUGGCAGAGGUUACACUGGCUGGGUUGGAGCUUACAUCUCUUUGGGUACAGGGACGAGGAUUAGUGAAGGAUGCAACUGACGAGGAGAAGAAGGAGACCCUUCAGAAGCUGGAGGAGUUGCAAGUUACCUUCGAGGCUUCCUUGCAGAAGAGCACGGAGCAUCUGCAGCAUCUGGAGAAAGCGCUAGUCAUUCGAAAGUACUUUAAAGUGGACCUUGACAGGAUCUGCGAGUGGCUAAAACAAGCAGAGGUAGCUACAUUUCCAAUUAUUGACUUGAGCGGGAAUGAUGAGGAGCUUCAGAACCAGCUGACUGAAUACCAACAGCUUCUUGAUCAUGCUUCAGAGUAUGAAAACCUUUUGCUCAUCGUCCAAAGGGCAGGACAGGAGAUUCUUCCCACCUUAAAUGAGGUCGACCACUGCUACCUAGAUGAGAAACUUAAUGGCCUUCCACAACAAUAUAAUGACAUGCUGUUGUUGAUCAGAGAGAAACGCAACAGGAUCCAGCAAGUGCUUUUGGAGCGCAAGGAGUUUGAGUCCCUCAUCGAUGCCACACGAAAAGAUUUGAAGGAACUUCAGGAGAAGUGUGAUGGUUUAGAGAUGAAGCCAGCCAACCAAAGUGUAGAAGAGGGAGAAAGAUUGCACAGCAGUUAUGAAGAUCUCAUGAAAGGUCUUGCAAAUCUCUUUCAGGGAAUGAAAGAUCUUAGGGGUAAAACUCAGGAUUAUCUUGUCAUGGGUCAGCCAUAUGCUCCUGAAGUCAUUGACCAGCUAGUUUAUCUCCACGACAGUCUUAACCAGCAGAUCGAGUGUAAGAUGAAAGAAUUAAGGAAAACAUUAAAAUUAUUAAAUGACCAUCAAACAGUUAUUGAGAAAAUGGACUAUAGCAUUACUAGAUUAAAGGGACAGCUUGGCAAACUAGACUCCAAAGGAGAUGAGGAGACAGAUGCCAUUGAGAGAUUAUCUACACUACACAACCUAUCAAGAUUUCUUGAAGAGGUUAGUUCCUAUCCAGAGGGUCUCAAAGCACAAAAUGAUGACCUCAGCCGGCACUUUGACUCAAAGACCCUUAAGACUCAGGUUAUCUUCAGGGAGGAACAACUUCUUACUUUAAAGCAAGAGAUUAAUACACACACAGAAGAAUGUGAGAGAGGUUUUAUGGGAAAUAAGGAUUUUCAAACUGAUAUUAAAGUAUCAAUAGACUGGCUCAAGAGUCUUUGGGAUCGAUUAAGAUGUCCAUUAAUGUUUGAAGAAGCAAAAAUUGAGAUUGUGCUCCUCCUUGUGCAGGAGGAGGUCAGGUCACUGUCAGCACUUCAAGAAGAAAUGAAAUCUAGGUUUAGAGUAUUAGAAUAUGUAACUAAUGAAGAGAAACAGAAGUACAUCAACGAUCAAAAGCCAUUUCCAAAAAUCUUUGAAACCACUUUAAUGGAAAUUCCAAAACUAAAGGGUGAUCUUCAACAAGCUGUCAACACCAAACAGGUGGCCUUGCAGUCUAUUCUGUCUCUGCUCCAAGGAUACCACCAUUCCUUGCAAACUGUCCAGCAGUGGUUUGAGGACACUGGUGCUCUACUUAAGCAGGCCCCACAAGAGGUAGACCUGGAGAAAAUUUCAGACUGCCUCAAGGACUUCGAAAAUAUAACAGGCCGGAAACAAUCUGUCAAGGGUACGAUGCAAAAAAUGCAAGACCUAGUUCCUCAAAUGGGUGACUUUUUGAGCCCUACUGUAAUGAAGCAAAUCCAGCAACAUUGUGAGGAGUCUUAUCAUAAGGGCACAGAGGUCUUUGAGCAGCUAAAACAACAUCAAGACAACUUGCAACGAAGCAUAACUCAGUGGAGAUCCUUCCAAGAUGAAACAGAUGAAGUUAUCAGGCAGAUGAAUGAAGUAGAGAAAAGGAUGACGGAGUUCACAACUGCCAGAGCAAACUCUGUACAAGAUGCUGAAGACAAGCACUGUUUAUACCAGAAUAUUAUGUCACAAGUUCAGGGUCUUGAAGAUGCACUGAAUGGACUAAAAGUUAAAGCAGCACAGUUUGUUCAGCCUGCCAUAAAAGACACUAUUUCUCAGUCAGUUUGUUCACUGAGCCAUCGGUGGACUCGGUUGUUCGGUGUUGCUCGAGCUCAGAUGAAAGCCCUCCAGGACUCUGCAUGUAACUGGAGAUGCACCAGGGAGAAGCUGGAGAAAAUGCGGGCUGUCUGUGAGGACCUGCACAGUCGUGUUCCUGACAACAUGGUGGAAAAAGCCUCUAGUAUGGCAGCCCUACAGAGCCUUCUGGAGUACCACGAUUCCUUCAGUCGAGAGGUGGAGAGAGAGAGCAGCGCCCUGACCCUCCUCAGACACCAUGUGCUCAACCUGUUCCUCCAUUCUCAUGCCUCUGCAUCCACCACAGACAGUAAACACAACCAUGACAAUCCAUGUCUGCUGGAAAUUCAGAGCAUUCAGGAGAAAUAUGACAAUCUGUUGCAGCAGGUGUGUGCUAGCAGGCAGCAGGUGCAGGUGGAGCUGCGGGAGAGAGAGGAAGUGGUGAGGGAGUUGGGCCUGCUGAAAGGCUGGAUUCAGGACACCCAGGGGCUGCUGCUGAGCCCCACAGCAGACCUGGAUAACCUGCUUACUGACCUGGAGACGGCUCAUGGAGGCAUGCAGUCUCACCGCCACAACCUUGAGCAGAUUGCAGAUCGUCAGCAGAUGAAAUACCAGGACCUCAAUGCCACCCUUCCUUCAGAGAUCAGCACCCAGCUGGCAGAGGUUACACUGGCUCUGGGUUCUGCAGAAGAUCAGGUGCAGGCACGGGAAAGAGAGGUCCAACAUAGCAGAGAUAUUAAAGAAGACUUUAACUCCAGACUUCAGGAUAUCUCAAAGAAAGUCAAACUCAUCUCUUUGAAGCUCAAGCAGAAGGCUGUGGAUGUUGAGGAGGCUAAAGAGGAGACAGAGAGUCUAUUUGAAGAGCUAGUGGAGUGUGGUCGUGCUCUGUCUGAGCUAAAUGUGGUGGUGCAGGAGUUUGGUGAGCAAAAUCCUCUCCUAGCCAAACAGCUGGGCUCCAGCCUGAGUAAACUGACUGAGCUUCAUGUUCAGACCCUCCGACUGGCGGAGGGAAGGACCACAAGCCUUCAGAAGGCAGAAAAGAACUUUGAAGAAUUUAAUGAAAUGCUGACGUUAACUCUCAACUGGACAGAAAAAGCAGAGACUGUGGUGUCAGCCAACAUCAUGUGGAGUCCAGCCUCUCAGAUGCAAGAGCAGAUCAGAACCCAUCAGGCCUUAUUGCAAGAGUGGCAAGAUCUCCAAGGAGAGUUUGAGGGUCUGGUGGAGAGGGUGGGACUGCUGGGGGAGGUGGUCCAGACAGAUGCUCUCCACCAGCAGGUGGCAGAACUGAGCAGACAUGUUGAAGAGCUGCAGCAGAGAGCCAAAACAAGACUCCUGAUGCUACAAGAUGCAGCCAAGGACUUGGGGAGACUGGAGAGUGAUGUGAAGAGCCUCCAUCAGUCCAUAGAGAGAGUCCAGGAGACUCUGGCCUCCCCUGAUCUGGCACGUCUCAGUCUCAGAGAACAGCUGGCUCAAAGACAGCUGCUGUUGUCAGAGAUGGAGGGUCUCAAGCAGCAGGUACAGGCUAUGCAGAUGUGUCAGAGUGCCCUCCGGCUGCCAGAGGACGUGAUUGCAGCUUUACCGCUAUGUGUUACUGCACAGAGUCUGCAGCAAGAGAGCAGCCAACUCCAACACAAUACCAUUCUACAGUGCAAUAUAUUACAGGAGGCCAUGGUGCAGUAUGAGCAAUACGAACAGGAAGUCAAGAACCUACAGAGACUUAUUGAAGAAGCACACCGUGUUAUUCAGGACCGCCCUGUUGCCACAGGAAACAUACAAGAGCUUCAGACACAGAUACAACAUCAUGAGGAACUGGCCCUGAAGAUAAAAGGAUACCAGGAGCAGAUCUCGGCCUUGAACUCCAAGUGUAAGAUGUUGACUGUGAAAGCCAAACAUGCUACCAUGCUGCUGACAGUCAGCGAGGUCGAUGGACUCUCUGACGGGUUAGAGGAGCUGGAGGAUGAGGAGGACGAGAUGCCCAAACACUCACCAGCACACCCCUCUGUUGUCAUGAUGACGGCAGGUCGUUGUCAUACUCUCCUCUCCCCGGUCACAGAGGAGUCUGGUGAGGAGGGCACCAACAGCGAGGUCUCCUCUCCCCCCGCCUGCAGAUCGCCCUCCCCCGGGCCUAACGCUGACACCUCUCAGGGUUCAGGGCGAGCUCCUUUAAGCAGAGCUCCACUACAGGAGCUUUAUGACCCCUCCAUGGAGUCAGCUGCCUCAUCUAAUCUGGACGACCUACAGCGCUCAUGGGAGACUUUGAAGAAUGUGAUCAGUGAGAAGCAGAAGAGCCUAUAUGAAGCUCUGGAGAGGCAGCAGCACUAUCAGGAGACCCUGCAAUCUGUCUCCACAAAGAUGGAGUCCAUUGAGACCGCACUAAAUGAAGGCUUGGAGCCAAGCAAGAGUCCUGAGAGCCAGAUGGCCGCCCACCAGGCUUUGAUGGAUGAGAUCCUGAUGCUCCAGGAUGAGAUCAGUGCAUUGGAGGCCUGCUUCUUCCAAGAGCUGCAGUUGGAUGAGGACAGUUUGGAGGCAGAUGCCGGAGACCAGCUGGCCCUGCAGUCAACCCUCACUGUGCUAGGAGAACGUAUGGCCACCAUCCACAUGAAGGCCUCCGGAAAGCGCCAACUUCUGGAGGAGCGAUUAAGCGAGCAGUUAGAAGAACAGAGGCAGGAACAAGCGCUUCAGCGUUAUCAUAGUGAGGCAGAGGAGCUUGACAACUGGCUGCUCAGCACACGUGCCACACUGAGCUCCACUCUCCAGCCACACCCACAGGACAUGGACAUGGAGGAACAGCUGAUGGACUGCCAGAACAUGUUAUUGGAGAUCGAGCAGAAGGUGCUGUGUCUGUCCGAGCUGUCAGUGCACAGUGAGAGUUUGCUGAUGGAGGGUAAGGCCGGCACACGGGGUGACGCUGAGCAGCUCUCCCUCAAACUGUACUGCCUCAAAUCCAGCCUGCUGGAGCUACAGCGCAUCCUCCAAGACAAACAGACCCACAUCCAGGGCUCACUUCAGGAGCAGGAGGACAUUGAAUCAGACUCGUCUCUCUCUCAGAGCCCCAAUAUGAUGGAUUGGCUCAGUCAGGCGCGAUCCACACGCAACCAACAGCAUCAAGACACAGUGCAAAAACAGAGGGAAUUAGAGGAGCAGCUUGGCGAACAGAAGAAGUUACUGCAAUCUGUAGCAUCUAGAGGAGAGGAGAUUCUCUCACAGCGAACAACACCUAAUGGAGAAAGGUCUCCUGCAGAACUUUCUGAAGGGGAUGCUGGUCAGUGGCCUGAGAGCAUGAGCACUAAUGAUCAGAUGAGAGUCAGAUGGGAGAACCUGAGCAAAGACGUUAACAACAAACUGCAGUUGUCACUAAACACACUGGAGCAGACUCCAUGUAACACGCUAUACCAGCCGGUAUCCAGCCCCUGUGGAGUUUUCAGAGGAGAGCAGCUGAGUCAGGAUAUCCUGUCUCCACGAAGUCUGUUUGAAGGCUUCAGCCAAGAUUUGGAGGACUUGCCUCAGACAAGUGGUGCUGACAGUAGGCGUGCUCAUGCUCUGAAGAGAGCUCUCUAUGAGGCGGUUUCGUCAGCUUCCUCCUGGCUGGACAAUGCUGAAAAUGAGCUUGUAUCUGGCCCAAUAUUACUAUCUGAUUACUCAGAGACUCACCUGGGCCACCUAGAGAGUUUGAAUAAGGAGGUAAAGAAUGUCAACGAGGAGGUGUGUAAAUGUCGGGAUGUGCUCGGAGGAACAGAGCAGCUAUGGGAUGGAGAGGAAUACAAAACAAGUGUUUUGGUUGAGGAAGUGUUAAAUGGUUUGGAGGGGAGACUGAAGCUGCUGGACACAGUGCUGGAACAGAGAUGUGACACCAUGAAAGACAAGCUUCAUGAACUCACUGUUUUCCAGGCUGAGUUGAGGCUGUUGCUUGCAGCACUCAGUGACUCAAAGUACCAGCUUUUGCAGAAAAUGAACGCAGCUGUGGAUCGGCCCGCUUCUAAACAGAUGGAGAUUCUAGCAGAAGCGGAGGACAGUUUGAGGGAAUUUGAACAGAAAGUUUCUGAGAUGAGGAGCAGGGGAGAGACACUGCAGCCCAACCAGCUCUGCACUCAAGAGCUGCUGAAACUACAGGAUGCUUAUGAAGAGCUGGUGGAGAUGGUGGGCUCCAAGCGGAGUGGGCUAAACCAGAGUUUGGUUCUAAAGGCUCAGUAUGAGAGAGCUUUACAAGACCUGGUAGAUCUGCUGGACACCGCCCAGGACAAAAUGGCUGCUGAUCAGAAGAUGAAAGUGGGAUCAGUGAUUGAGGUUCAGAUUCUUCUAGAUAAACACAAGGAGUUUUUCCAGGGGCUAGAGACGCAUGUUGUUCUGACACAGGCCUUCUUCAGGCAGGUCAGUGGGUUGGUGGUGCAGCGGGAGGUCCAGAGCUUGGAAGAGACUGUGGCUCAGGCCCAGGCUGUACUUAAACAGGCUCACAAACGAGGAGUGGAGCUGGAGGGCAUUCUGGAGUGGUGGAGCAGGUUGGUGGGUGACUAUCAGGCCCUGUACAGACAGCUGGAGGCAGUGGAAAGCAACAUCCCCAGCGUAGGCCUGGUGGAGGAGACGGAGGACAGAUUGAGCGAUAGAAUUGCUUUGUAUCAGCGUUUGAAGGCCAGUCUCUCUGAGCGGCAGCAGCAAUUGUAUAAGUUGUUGGAGGAUGGAAAGAGGCUGCUUUUACAUGUGUCCUGCUCAGAGCUGGAGACUCAGCUCACUCAGCUGGGGGACCACUGGCUCAGCACCACCACCAAGAUCAAUAAAGAGCUACACCGCCUGGACUCCACCCUCAAACACUGGAUUAGGUAUCAGAGCGAGUCAGCUGAGCUUAGCCAAUGGCUGAGUUCGGCACUAGACCGCCUGGAGUUCUGGAGCACUCAGUCUGUUACAGUACCUCAAGAGCUAGAGACCGUCAGAGACCAUCUUCAUGCCUUCCUGGAGUUCUCCAAAGAGGUAGACGCCAAGUCUUCUUUGCGUGCCUCAGUUCAGAGCCAGGGGAAUCAGCUUCUCCGGUUGAAGAAAGUGGACACAGCAGCUCUCAGGGCAAACUUGGCCCAGGUAGACACACAAUGGGCUGAUCUUCUCACUCGUAUCCCUGUGGUCCAGGAGAAACUACACCAGCUGCAGAUGGAGAAGCUGCCAUCCCGUCAUGCGAUAACUGAGCUAAUGAGCUGGAUAUCCCUCAUGGAGAAUAUCAUCCAAGAGGAUCAGCAGAAGAUCAUGGAGGCAGUGGGAUCAGAGGCUGUGCAAAUGUACCUUCAAAAAUACAAGGGUUUUCGGAUUGACCUGUCCUGUAAGCAGCUGACGGUGGACUUUGUGAAUCAGUCAGUUCUGCAAAUCAGCAGUCAGGAUGUAGAGGGGAAACGGAGUGACAAAACAGACUUUGCUGAGCGUCUUGGUGCCAUGAACCGCCGCUGGCAGAUACUGCAGGGACUCGUUACAGAGAAGAUUCAGGUUUCAGAGGGUCUGCUUGAAAGCUGGUUAGAGUAUGAGAACGUGGUUCAGACCUUGAAGACCUGGUUUAGUGUACAGGAAGAGAAACUCAAAAAGAAGCACAGGAUUGAGGAUGUUUCCUCAGCCCAGAAUGCACUCAAAGAUUGUCAGGAAAUGGAAGUGUUGGUAAAGGAGAAAGGGAAGGAUCUGGAGAAGGCUGAAGAAAAAGGAUGCUUAUUAAUUCAGGAUAAGAAAGGCGAGGCAGGCACUGUUAUUAUGGACACUCUAAAAGGUCUAAACCAGUCUUGGGCCAAUCUGGAUCACAUGAUUGGGCAGCAGACGGUCAGUCUCCGGUCAGUGCUGGAGCAGUGGAGUCUGUAUAAACAAGCAUAUGAGGAGAUUCAGGGCUACCUGAUGGAGGGACGUUACACCAUCUCUCGUCUGCGUCUUCUCACUGGCUCCCCAGAAGCUGUGCAAGUUCAAGUGGAGAACCUUGAGAGUUUACAAGACGAGUUGGAGAAACAGGAGAGCAGUUUACGGAAACUGGGCUCCAUAACGCAACAGCUGCUGAGGGAUUGUCAUCCCUCAGUGAGCGAUUCACUCAACACAGCUCUGGGUGAUGUAAAUCUCAGGUGGAACACGCUGCUGGAGCAGAUCUCAGAUCAGCUGAGGAGGAAUAAGAGCCUGCUGCAACUGUGGCAGCAUUACAAAGCACUUCAUGCUCAGAGCAGCACUGACAUCCAGAAACUAGAGGAUCAGGUGGAACAGCUGCUCAAGAGCGCCACCCACAGGGACGUCACAGAACAGGAAGUGAAGGGCCUUAUGGCGACUGAGGGAUCCGUAGAGUCUGUCCUGCAGCAGCUGGAUGAAUUUUCAGAGCAGCUGAGGCAACAAGUGGACCCCUCUGCCAUGACAACCUUCCAUACAGACCACCUGUCAUUUACUCAGCGAUUAGCAACUGUUGGGAAUACCCUCCAAAGACAGCAGUCUCUGCUAGAGGUGGGUAUGAGGGACUAUGAGGGGUUUAGUAAGGAGUUACAUUCUCUGAGCCACUGGUCAGAAGAAGCUGAGAAGGUUCUGAAGGAACCAGACCCAGUCGGUUCUCCAGAUGUCUCAUCUGUGCAGGAACACAUGGAAAAACUUAAGACCCAAAUGUUAAAGCUGAGCAGUCUUUCUCCUGAUCUGGAACGUUUGAAUGAGUUGGGUUAUCAGCUUCCCCUCAAUGAUAAUGAAAUCAAGCGUCUGCAGAACCUAAACAGGAGCUGGUCGUCUAACUCUGCUCGCACAAUAGAGAGAUUCAGUAAAUUGCAAGCCCUGGUAUUGCAAAGACAGACCUUUUUGGAGAAGUGUGAUGCUUGGAUGACCUUCCUUAACCAAACAGAAGAGAAACUGGCCGCUGAGAUUUCUGGAAACUACCAGAGCCUACUAGACCAGCAGAGAGAGCAUGAGCUAUUCCAAGCAGAGAUGUUUAGUCGACAACAAAUUCUAUACUCUAUCAUCAAUGAUGGACAUCAGCUCCUGAAUCAGGGACAAGUGGAAGACAGGGAUGAAUUUGGCUUGAAACUGGCACUGCUUAGUAACCAGUGGCAAGGUGUGGUGAGGCGGGCCCAGCAAAGACGGGGGAUUAUUGACAGUUUGGUUCGGCAGUGGCAGCGGUACACAGAGCUGAUAGAGAAACUGCGUCAUUGGCUGCAAGAAGUGUCAGUGGAACCAGAGGAGCAACAACAAGUGUCAACAGUAGCACUACAGCAGAUCCGUGGCAUGUUAGACCACAUACAGCUGAAGGAGCGUGUGCUCCAGAGGCAACAGGGCAGCUACAUCCUCACGGUGGAGGCCGGGAGGCAACUCCUUCUGUGGGCUGAUGCCAGAACGGAGGCCUCACUUCACACUGAGCUGACUGAUGUGCAGGAGCGCUGGAGGACCAUUAACAUCCGUCUCGACGAGAGGAAGAAAGAACUGCUCUCUUUGCUAAGGAGCUGGGAUCAGUGUGAAAAAGGAAUUGCUGCAUCACACGAGAAGCUGAGGGACUUUAAGCAAAAGCUCUCUGUGCCUUUACCCGACCACCAUGAGGAGCUGCACACAGAACAGAUUCGCUGCAAGGAAUUGGAGAGCAGUAUUGAAGGCUGGGCUGAUGAUGUAGCCGGCCUGUGUAUUCUGAGGGAGUCUCUCUCCAGCAGCCUCAGUGCAGAUAACCUCACAGUCCUACAGGAGAGACUUAUAUUACUCCAGAGACAGUGGGAGGAGACUUGUCACCAGCUGUCCCUGCGCAGGCAGCAGGUGAGCGAGAGGCUGAAUGAGUGGGCCGUGUUCAAUGAGAAGAACAAAGAGCUGUGUGAGUGGCUCACACAAAUGGAGAGCAAGGUCUCACAGAACGGCGACAUCAGCAUUGAGGAGAUGAUUGAGAAACUCAGGAAGGACUAUCAGGAAGAGAUCUCAGUGGCCAAGGAGAACAAGCAUCAGCUGGAACAGAUGGGGGAGAGAUUGGCUCAGGCCAGCCAUGAAAGCAAAGCUGCAGAAAUCCAAUACAAACUCAGCAAAGUCAAUGAGCGCUGGCAGCAUCUGCUUGACCUUAUAGAAGCUAGGGUAAAGAAGUUGCGGGAGACACUGGUGGCCGUGCAGCAGCUAGAUAAGAACAUGAGCAGUUUGCGCUCCUGGCUGGCUCACAUUGAGACUGAACUCUCACGACCCAUCGUCUAUGAAACCUGUGACUCACAUGAGAUCCAAAGAAAACUCAACCAGCAACAGGAUCUGCAGCGCGACAUCGAGAAGCACAGCACAGGUGUGGCAUCAGUGUUGAACCUGUGUGAGGUGCUGCUGCACGACUGUGACGCCUGUGCCACAGAGACCGAGUGUGAAUCCAUCCAGCAGGCCACACGCGGCCUCGAUCGCCGCUGGAGAAACAUCUGUGCUAUUGCCAUGGAGAGAAGGCUUAAGAUUGAGGAGACAUGGAGGUUGUGGCAGAAGUUUCUGGAUGAUUACUCCCGUUUUGAAGAGUGGCUAAAAGUGUCAGAGAGGACAGCAGCUCUGCCCAACUCCUCUGGAGUGCUGUACACCAUCGCUAAAGAAGAGCUCAAGAAGUUUGAGGCGUUUCAGAGGCAGGUACAGGAGUGUCUGACCCAGCUGGAGCUGAUCAAUAAGCAGUAUCGAAGGCUGGCACGUGAGAACCGCACAGACUCAUCCUGCCAUCUACGACAAAUGGUGCAUGAUGGGAACCGACGCUGGGAUGUACUACAGAGGAGAGUAGCUGCCAUCUUGCGCAGACUCAAGCAUUUUAUUGGUCAGCGAGAGGAGUUUGAAACAGCCCGAGAUUGUAUUCUGGUAUGGCUGACUGAGAUGGACCUGCAGCUCACCAACAUCGAGCAUUUCUCAGAGUGUGACGUUCAGUCCAAGAUCAAACAACUAAAGGCAUUCCAGCAGGAGAUCAGUCUGAACAUGGGGAAGAUGGAGAGUGUGUUUGGGCAGGGGGAGGUGCUGAUGAAGAAGAGUGAGCCUCUGGAUGCUGCUGUCAUAGAGGAGGAGCUGGAUGAGCUGCAAAGAUACUGUAGGGAGGUGUUUGGUCGGGUGGAGCGCUACUACCGGAAACUCACACGCCUGCCGCUAACCGAUGAUGAGUGUGAAGGCUCAGAUCGUGAAUUCGAGUCAGGUGACCUCUCAGACCUUCAGUGGGGUGAGGAUGGUACCAUGUCCCAGACAUCUAGCAGACCACCUUCAGCUGGCACUGAUCCUGUUCGCACAAACGGCUCCGGCCGGGACACCCCUGCCAGUGUAGACUCCAUCCCUCUGGAAUGGGACCAUGACUAUGACCUGGACCCCAUGGGCCAUACCAUGUCUGCACAACGGGGCAGACAAAAAGAUGAGGAUGAGGAGUUACUGUGUUUGGCCACUGCAGCACUUACAGAUGUAGUGAUUCCUGAGAGCCCUGAAGCUUAUAUAAAAUUAACAGAAAACACAUUGAGGUCCUCCUCUGGUGAAGCAGUUCGAUUAUUAGACAAUAUGAUGGACACCAGCUGCUACAGCCUCCAGGAGACAGAUGGCACUAUGGGUGGCCACGACACCUCUUACAUGGGCUAUAUGAGGCUAAUGAAUGAUUGCCGUGGCAGUCUGAAAGCGGUCAGGAGGGUUGAGGGGGAGCUGGAGGAGGAAGAGGACAACCUGUCAGGCCUGAGUAACCCUGAUAACACAGAGACACAGAGCACAGGUUACUUUGCUCUUGUGUCUCAACAGGAGUUACAGAAGGCAAUGGAUUCCCAUAAAUCCAAAUUACUGUCCAUCAACUUAAAUAGUGUCACACUACUCCAGUCAGACUCUGAGGAGAGCCAGGAUCUGAAAACGAAACUGAAGGAGAUGAACUCACGCUGGGAUCGACUGGGAAAAUCACUUAAGGAUUGGAGAACAGCACUUCAGGAUGCUCUGAUGCAGUGUCAGGAGUUUCAUGAGCUGAGUCAUGGUCUUCUUCUCUGGCUGGAAAACAUCGACCGUCGGAGAAAUGAGAUUAUCCCAAUUGCAUCGGGGCUAGAUCGGCAUACACUUCAAGCUCAUUACAGAGCACUAAAGCAAAUCCAGCGGGAGCUGUUGGAAACUGAGCAGAAGGUGGACAGUCUGCAGGAGCUCUCAGGACAGCUGCUGGUGCAGGCACAUGGCAGCGAGUGUCUGGAGGCCCAGGAGAGGGUGCACGUCAUCGGGAACCGUCUGCGCCUGCUCCUGAAAGCUGUGGCCACCGACCUGGAACUGUUAGAAAAAGAGCUCCAGGCUUCUGGAAACGGACAGGACGCGUCCCUCUGGUCUGUUACGGAUGACGCAGAUACUUCUGGAUCGGUCAGUCCUGUUUCAGAGGUCAGCGUUUCCACUAAACGACAAUCGCUACGAGGCAAAUGUAGUGUGUCAGAACCAGGAUCCACAGCCAGACUUCCACGUCACAGGUUGCCCAGCGGUUCUGGCUGCGUUUCGUCUCGCUCUGGUUCCUCCGGGUCACAAGGUGGCGCUGCUGUGGCUCGCUGCCAGCCCUUUCUGCUGCGAGUGCUCCGGGUGGCUCUGCCACUGCAGCUCCUACUGCUGCUCAUAGUGGGCCUGACCUGUCUGGUGCCCAUGACUGAGCAGGAUUACAGUUGUGCAAACGCGAACAAUUUUGCCCGGUCUUUUCAUCCCAUGCUCCGCUACACCAACGGCCCACCGCCUGUAUGAGCGGAGGAGACUUUACUAAUGCCUUCAUCUGCUUCAUAUUACACUGCAGGACACAGAAUGGACUAGUGUUAGCCAAAGCUGAUUGUUCCUGUUCCUGUACAGUUCAUGCUGCUUUUUUUUUAC